UCUUCCCUGGGCUGGGCGCGCGCUACCCCGCGUUCAGCUGCUGCUGCUGCUGCUGCUGGUCCCCGUCGGGGCCGGGGCGGGAGCGGGCCUGGAUCGCGCUGCUGCUGCAGGUCCUGCCGCCGGGGCCCGGCCACCGCACCGCCGCCAGGAAGGGCUCGAGCCGCCGGCAGCCCGCCCUGCCUGCCUGCCUCCCGGCGCAGGGGCCGCAGCUCCGGCGGGGCGGCGCGGCGCGGCGCGAGGAUGUACACGGCCGGCCUGGCGCCCUUCUACGCCUCCAACUUCAGCCUGUGGUCAGCGGCCUACUGCGGGCCGGGCGCGGCCGCCUGCUUCCCGCUGGAGGCCGGCGGCGGGAAGAAGCCUUCCUUCUGCAUCGCCGACAUCCUGCACGCCGGCGGGGCCGAGGCGGCGGCCGACAGCCUCCCCGGAGCCUCCCCCGCCAGCCUGGCGGCGCACCUGGGCGCCGUGCCCCCCCGGCCGCCCUUCCACGCCGCCGGCUCGCCGCUGCGCCCCACGCCCGUGGUGGCCCCGGACCCCGCCGCCGCCUUCCCCUCCCGCCUGUCGCCGCUGCCCGCCGCCUACCACCCCCAGCACCACGCGGCCCCGCAGCACCGACCGGCCGGCGGCGGGGCCCGGCUGCACGGCAGUCCCACGCCCGGCGGCGGGGCGGCGCCGGCCCCUUCCAGCAAGGACCUGAAAUUUGGGAUUGAUCGCAUUUUGUCCGCGGAGUUUGACCCCAAAGUCAAGGAAGGCAACACGCUGAGAGAUCUGACCUCCUUAUUAACUACAAGCCGCCAAACUGGGGUUCAUCUCCCCACCUUGCAGCCUUCAGCCAGCCAGUUCUUCGCGUCUCUAGAUCCCAUUAACGAGGCCGCUACUAUCCUGGGUCCCUUAAACACAAACCCAAGGAGUUCAGUUCAGCACCAGUUUCAAGACACUUUUCCAGGUCCCUAUGCAGUUUUAACCAAAGACACGUUGCCUCAGACCUACAAAAGGAAACGUUCCUGGUCCAGAGCUGUUUUUUCCAACCUGCAGAGGAAAGGCUUAGAGAAAAGGUUUGAAAUCCAGAAAUAUGUCACCAAGCCGGACAGAAAACAACUGGCAGCGAUGCUGGGACUAACGGACGCCCAAGUGAAGGUGUGGUUCCAGAACCGGCGCAUGAAGUGGCGGCACUCCAAGGAGGCGCAGGCCCAGAAGGACAAGGACAAGGAGCCGGCCGAGAAGCAGGGCGCGCUGCCCGCCGCCGCCGCCGCCGCCGCCGCCGGGGAGCGGGAGCCGAGCCACAGCCGCUCCGAGGGCGAGAGCGACAGCAGCGACGCCGAGUCCCUGGACAUGCCGCCCAGCGACGCGGAAAGGACUGAGGGCGCCGAGCGGCCCCUGCCCCCGCCCCCGCCGCAGCCCGGCGUAAUCAUCCAGCCCUCGGCCAGCCCCGGCCUGCAGUCCCCGGCGCCCAGCCCCGAACCGCCCCCCGCCGGGCUCUAGACUGUCCGGGCCGGCCGCGGGGUGCGGGACCCCCGGGCUGAGCCCGCCCCGCCCCGCCCGCGCCGGGCCCCGCUCCCUGUAAAUAAAACGUUUGCUACGGUUUGUAACCGGGCCUGGCGUCUUGGCAGCGGCCGGGGCGCAGGCGGGAUCCCCGCCGCCCCGUCCAGGCGGGACCCGGCGGGGCGGCAGGGCUCCUCGGCACGAGGGAGCGGGAUCCCGGCCCCUGCGGAUCCGCGGGAGCAGGCCCCGCACGUGGAGCCGGGCAGGGAAGGGGGGGCACAGCCGGGGGCAGGGCACGGAGGAGAAGGCGGCAGGCGUGGGGGAAACGAUCUCGAGCAAACGAGCCGCUCCUUCGGGGCUAGGAAGGGAAGGGGGAUUUUCGCCCCUGACUCCGGCCGCGUCUCGGGGCUUCAGGCCGAGUCGCUCCAGGGCUGCCUUGCCCCGCAGGAGGCUGCAGGGGUCCGGGGUGCCUCAUCCUGCGCAGCUGGAGGGGCCCGAUCCUCGUCCCCACGGAGGCCCACGGGCCUGGGACCAUCACCUCCUUCGAGGGCAGCGAGAUCGGGCUCCUGCUGCUCCAGCCCGGCUAAAAUAAUUAGCAAGGGGUGUGUGUGUGCGUGUCUUAGAAAGCAACAGGAGUAGCUACCGUGCCACACACUAUCACCCCAGACCAGUUGCUUCCUAUGUCUUUGUGCCUCCUGCACUUUCACAUUCGUGAGGCCGGAGGCAGAAUAAAUGCAGGGAGCAGAAGAGCAGCGAGGUCCUCGCGCCUGCAGCAAAAAAACCCUCCCGGGGGUUUCAGUGCAGGGCUGUGCGGUGGCAGCACACGGCUCUGUUUGCAAACAACGCUGGCUUUCCAAACCCAGCAAAUAAUAUCGCGGUUAUUUAUAGAGCUGCUGCUGCUGUUGUGUAUAUUAGGUCCCUGUUUAUUUUAAAGCACCGGGUUUAUAACUUCCGCUAAAAAAUAAGGGAAGAAAUAGCCCGAAUGCUCAGCAACGACUUCGACCGUGUUUAUUUUUAUUCGGGCAAAGCCGUGUCACGCGGCUCACAGAUAAACACGUUUUGGUUUAUUUUC
This is a messenger RNA of Alligator mississippiensis (American alligator), 2551 nucleotides long. It is a transcript of the gene HLX, whose product is annotated as H2.0 like homeobox. The record is from RefSeq and is a predicted model, not a curated record. Gene Ontology annotation, molecular function: sequence-specific DNA binding; DNA-binding transcription factor activity, RNA polymerase II-specific. Bases 241 to 1479 code for a protein of 412 amino acids. The transcript is spliced from 4 exons. Lineage: Eukaryota; Metazoa; Chordata; Crocodylia; Alligatoridae. Gene Ontology annotation, biological process: regulation of DNA-templated transcription.